AUGGCGGAUUCUCACGAGUCACAGGGUCCCCUUAUCGUUGGAAUCGCUGUUGGCUUCGUUGUUGCCUCUGUUACAAUCAUACUGCUACGGCUCUACGCACGCAGCGGUACGUCGAAUCUUUCGUUUAGUGUCCUUCAGGUUCAAGGACAAUUCGGUGAGCCUAUAGAGCUGACGUUUUUCAAGGGCAUUUCCGUUGUCAACGCGGUGUCAACUGUAUUUGAGACGAAACACGGCAUGGGCAGACACAAGGAAGACGUGUCAGCAGAGGACAGCAUAGAACAGCUGAAGUACUUGUACGUCGCCAUUCUCCAUUACAAUUUGGGCAUGAAUAUCGUCAAAGUAUCGUUCCUAUUCCAAUAUCGCCGCAUCUUCCAGUCGUCGAGGGUUCAAAAAGUCUGCUCCUGGGUGAUCAUCGGCGUCAUCCUCUGGGCUUGCAUCCAGGCCACUCUCCUCGGCAUCUCGUGUCUACCCAUCUCCGCCCUCGUACCCAGCACAGCAGGUUGGUGUCUGGACACGCUGCCGGUCUGGUACCUUUCGUCAGCCAUGAGCAUCGCCACAGACGUUGUCAUAUUUUGCAUCCCGCUUCCCUCGGUCAUGAAGCUCCAACUACCUGUCAAGCAGAAGAUCAUGGUUAUACUCAUCUUCUGUUUGGGAUUCUUUGUUUGCAUCAUCUCCGUCUAUCGCAUGUGCACCCUCCGUGAGGCUGUUAACAGUGAUGAUCCGCCAUGGGACGGCGCCGGUGCCGCCAUUUGGUCCGUCAUCGAACUGAAUUGCGCCAUCAUCUGCGCCUCGCUGCCCACUCUACGGCCCUUGCUAGCAAAGGUCAUCCCUGGCAUGUCAUCUAACCACAGUAAAUAUCCAAGUAACUAUGCCAGUUACGAGCGCUACGGGUCGCAUCAUGUUCCUGGCUCCAACUCGCGAAAGGGCGCUCACGUCUCUGUCAAGAAGUCUAGAAGAGGUCCGCGAAGCAUCAGCACUGAGGAGCUGGCUCUGAAUGACAUGUUCUCGAGUAUCCAGGGCGGUAUGCCCAGUGUAUAUGUGGAGAGCAGAGGCGAGAAUCCGGCGCACGACCAUCCGGAGCAGAUUGUGGUAACGAAAGAGACGUUGGUGAGCACCCAGAGCAAACCCUAG
Messenger RNA from Fusarium coffeatum, 1131 nucleotides. RefSeq lists its product as uncharacterized. The transcript has 5 exons. The coding region runs from base 1 to 1131 and encodes 376 amino acids. Lineage: Eukaryota; Fungi; Ascomycota; Sordariomycetes; Hypocreales; Nectriaceae. The record is from RefSeq and is a predicted model, not a curated record.